GUCUGUCUUAACAUCUCCCUUCUACUUCGAACUUUCCACCGUCUCUCUCUGCAGCGUCUUUUUCCUUAAAACAAAAUUUCAAUCGCAGCAAUCUCAUUAACCUCGUAUACCAUGUCUGCUGCUGAAUCAACCACUGCAAUUCAAAGAAGCCAAGUUGAUCUCUUGGACUUUAUUGAUUGGUCUGGAGUUGAAUGCCUUAAUCAAAGCUCCAGUCAUUCUCUGUCCAAUGCACUCAAGCAGGGUUAUAGAGAAGAUGAAGGCUUGAAUCUAGAGAGUGAUGCAGAUGAACAACUUCUGAUCUAUGUUCCUUUCACUCAAGUCAUUAAACUACAUGCUAUUGUUAUCAAGGGAUCUGAAGAGGAAGGUCCAAAGACGGUGAAACUUUUUACAAACAAGGAACAUAUGGGAUUCAGUAACGUCAAUGACUUCCCCCCAAGUGACACUGCUGUUUUAUCCCCAGAUAAUCUAAAGGGGAGACCAGUAGUCUUGAAGUAUGUCAAGUUUCAGAAUGUUCGUAGCUUGACAAUAUUUAUUGAAGACAAUCAGUCGGAUUCUGAAACCACAAAAAUUCAGAUGAUUGCUUUAUAUGGGUCAACGGUGGAAACGACAGACAUGAAGGGAUUGAAGAAGAUUGAGGAGCAUUGACCCUGAAAGGAGUUGAAGGGAAAGACAGAAAGAUGGACGAACCCUUAUGUUUUGGGACACUAUAACACUGUUUAUCUUUUCGUUUUUAUUCUUUUUUACCAUUUAAAAGACUCGGAUGAAAAAAAUAGAACAUCCUGUUUACCUGAAUUCUGAAAAAUGUUUUAUUUAUGUGACUUCAUCAGCUGUUACAUCCAAUUGUUGUUUCAGUCUUCCAGUUCAUCUGAUUGUUUUCAUUGUAAUUUUUUUGGCAUUUUACACAAUGG
Molecule: messenger RNA, 908 nt
Organism: Durio zibethinus
Lineage: Eukaryota; Viridiplantae; Streptophyta; Magnoliopsida; Malvales; Malvaceae
Product: PITH domain-containing protein At3g04780-like
Source: RefSeq, a predicted model, not a curated record